Messenger RNA from Pantherophis guttatus, 1939 nucleotides. It is a transcript of the gene SPMAP1, whose product is annotated as sperm microtubule associated protein 1. Lineage: Eukaryota; Metazoa; Chordata; Lepidosauria; Squamata; Colubridae. The record is from RefSeq and is a predicted model, not a curated record.
GAAAAACACACUGAUGUGCUGUUUUAAUAAAUCUCGUGCAAAUCCAUUUUUGCUGUAUAUUAAGAUCCCUUGGGUCAGUGGAUAGUCUUAAUUCCACCUUUUAAAAAGUUGUAAGGUUAGAAAUAGGUGAAGGAGAACCAUAUUUAUAUAAUCUUAUUAUUCAAAACACAGAAGAGGUAUACUGUAACUAUGACUCUACAAAAGGAGACACCAGAAUUAUUUGCUCUGGUUGUCCAGUGAUAUGCUAACUAACUCCUUUGGAUGUCUUUUAAUUGCCGUAAAAUAUAAAAAAUAUAUUUUAAAGAAUAUAAAUGUAUAUAGAAUUCUAUUAGGUAGUUUAUAUUAUUUUACACGUAUGUCAGUAACACUGCUUUGAUUCACUAAAGCUGUAAACUCAGCUGUGGGUCCUUACGCCCCAUCUGAAUACAGUACAUUUUUGUACUAGGAAUAUCCCAAGUUACGCAGGAUAGUAAAUGACAUGCUGGCUGGGCUGUCUUUUGCCCUGCCUUUCCCACUGAGUAAAGUUGAGCAGACUUGUCAUUUGAGCAAAUUAAAUGAAAGAAAGCUUUAACAAAGAUACACCCAUGUGACCUUUAAAAAAAAACAAACAACUAACCAGCAUAGGACAAUAUAACCAUAAAUUGUAUUGUAAUACACUCCUGUUCAUAACACGAUUAUCGCACUGCAGUGCAUAAUCUUUGGAGUGUGUUAAAAGACAGAAUACCUAAUACCUAAUUUGAAUUGCAGUCAAAGCAUCAGUUAAAUAUAUAAAGUUGGCAAUAGUACAGAAUGGUAUGUACUUUUUUCUAUACCAUUUACACUAUUUAAUUCAAAAGGGGGGAUUUAAAAUCUGAUAGCGAUUUCAUUGACAUGAAUGAAAUCCAAACUGGUUAUUCAUUUCUUUUAGGCUACAAUACUACUUUGAAUAUUCCAUAAAUAUAUAUAAAAAGAUUGUGUUUUGCACUACAUUUCAUGUAUCAGGAAUUGUGAGCUGCACAGCACUAAAGGAAAUACUCAAAAGAGCAGAAGGGCAAUUUGUAUGUUGUCUGAAAAAAAAAUUAAACUAGGUAUGUUACUUAAAUUUAAAUGUAGAUUAGCAUUUUUAAAAAGUUUUCUGUUGUGCAGGAACUAUGGUAGAUUAAUUAAUACAAAUGUAAAACUAAGGUAAUUGAGUGAACUAUACUAAAGUAAACUGCACAUAUGAAAAAGGUAUGCCAGCUUCAGGUUGUUAGGGAACAAUUGUCUCUUGAUAACAUCACAGAGACUCUAGUAGGGUAAUAAGGAGUUGCUAGGAGAGAGGUAGCGUAUAUAUACACUGUGGUAUGUGAGAAUAGUUUAGUGUGACAGCUUUUUCUCUUGUGCUAAUCAUGACUUGUAUUACACGGAGAUGUCUACAAAAGCAAAAGGAAUUCAUCCUUGAUGGUGUGGCAGUGGACACCAUUGGUAGCGGCUAUGCUCACAUCCUGCCCAAGCUGUGGUCUGCAUUGCCACCGUAUAAUGCUCAAUUAGAUAUCCAUGCUGCUAGCUAUUUCUCAUCUCCAGUGGUCAAAUCACUACUAAAAAGGACGGAGCAGACUCGUGGUGGGACCUCUAGGGAUGGGUGGAUAGUGGACUAUUUCCAUAUCUAUGGCCCAGGCCAGAGGUAUUUGAACAGGAGAAACUGGGCAGGAGCAGGUCACUCUCCAGAGCAAGUGUCUGGUCACCAUCUAUACUUGAUGGGUACAAAGCCAGCAACAGGUUGGAAUGGCCGAUAUGGCUAUCGCCGCAACACUCCAGAUCUUCGCACACGCUCUUCUUGCUUUGGUGAAGUAACAUGGCUCCCCAUCCACUGAAGAACAUCAGAUUAUAUCAAUCUGUCUCUUCUUCUAAUUUAAAUGCUCUUCGUAUAUUUUGUUUGUUCUUGAUUUUUCCAAAAUAAUAAAAUACUUUUAAUUUCUUA